Molecule: messenger RNA, 1770 nt
Organism: Prunus dulcis (almond)
Lineage: Eukaryota; Viridiplantae; Streptophyta; Magnoliopsida; Rosales; Rosaceae
Exons: 6
Coding region: 161-1486 (441 amino acids)
Cellular component (GO): cytoplasm
Molecular function (GO): oxidoreductase activity
Source: RefSeq, a predicted model, not a curated record
AUGGACAGAAAAAAGGGCCCCAUAGAAAACCCCCCAAAAAAAAAAAUGAAAAGAAAAGAGAAGGGUAAGCUGCGCGCAGUGAUAGCAGCCAUAACGGAGGAAGUGGACACCAUUCGAAAUCCAAAGGAAGCCGAGUAUUAGAGGAAUUGGAGGAGGGAGGAUGGGUCAUGGUGUACACAGUACCAGAGGAACCACUUUACCAUUUUGUUGUUAUUCUUGUUCAGCUCGGUCCUCCUCGUCGGUUUCUCUGACUCAUGGGCAGCGUCCUCCGAGUCUUGGCCCAAGUUGUGUGAGGUACGCGGUGCUUGGUGCCGGCUUCGCCGGCCUCUCAGUUGCGUGGCACUUGUUAAAGCAGAGUCCCAAAGACUCGUGUAUACGCAUUGACAUUUACGAUGAAGUUGGAAUCGGAGGAGGUGCAUCGGGCGUUUCAGGAGGCCUUCUUCACCCUUAUUCCCCUAAAGCCAAGCUUCUAUGGCGUGCUGCCGACUGCUGGAAUGAAUCUUUAAACCUUUUGAGCGUUGCCGAAGCAGCAGCAGCUUCUGCUGCUCAAAAUCCUAAUGAAGACGACCCAUUGCCAAUUGUUAGAAGAAGGGGCAUCUUGAGACCAGCCCUGAGCAUGAAGAACUUGAUGAUGUUGAAAGAUAAUGCCCAGAAUUGCCUUGCCAGUUGCAGAAUAGAAACCAUUAACAACGAUGCUGCCCAAAAUCUUCUACCCAGUAUAUGUGUACCUUUCAACACCUCAUUUUAUAUGCCUGAAGCUGUUAAUAUUUAUCCUCAACGCUAUUUACAGGCACUCUUCUUAGCAUGUCAAAAUUUGGUGAAGGAACUAUAUUCUGAUGGCUUUGGAGUAAAAGAAUUACAUUUGCACAAGAGUUCUGUCCACAAACUCCUAGACCUAGAAGGGGAAUACCAGGCAGUAAUAGUAUGUCUAGGUGCGAAAGCAGACUUGCUUCCUGAGCUCUGUGGGAGGCUUCCUUUGAGGACAUGCAGAGGUGUCGUUGCACAUCUUCAGCUUCCUGAUCAUUUAGGAGAGGAGUAUCCAAGUCUUGGCCCCUCGAUAUUGUCAGAUGCUUGGCUUGCUGUGCAAGGUCCUCGAAAUUUAUAUAUGGGCUCAACAUGGGAAUGGAAAUCAAGAAACUCAUCACCAAAUGUAUGUGCAGCUGAAGCCACAGAAGCCCUUAACGAGCUUCUGCCGAAGGCAUGUGCCAUUUUUCCUGCUCUGAAGGAUUGGAGCUUUGCUGGAGCCAGGGCUGGCCUGAGGGCAAUGCCACCACUCACUCCUCAUGGCUCACUUCCCCUUUUGGGUUGUGUCAAUGACAUUGUAGGCGAAAACCGAACCUCCAACUACUGGUUAUUUGGAGGGCUUGGUUCAAGGGGAUUGUUGUACCAUGGUUGGCUUGGGAAGUUGAUGGCAGAAGCUGUGCUUUCAUGUAGAGAAGAAUUAAUCCCAGAUGAAUUAACCUCCUGGAAGAAAAGAAGACAAUAAUUAAUACGUAACUCUUUGUUCAUUUAUGUUAGCUCUUUGAGUUAAGGUUCCAGCUUUUUAUCAAUGCUGAACCUUUUCUUAAGAAAGGGAAUGCCCUCCUACAAGAAAAAUUAAAAAAGCAAAAUUCAUAUGCCGCAAAAUUGGGCGACUGUUUUCGUAUUUUAUAUAUUAUUUAUGUGUGAGUUUAAUAUCUUAUCGCCUCCCUCAAUAGGAAAAGUUCUAAAAAGACCAAUACUGAACUCCCCGAAACCCUAACGGAUAUAUAUUUUUCUUCUGUGGAUUCA